AUGAGUUUAUAUUUGACCUCACCCCCUCGGGGCCCAUUUUGCGGUGUUUCUGAAGACCCUCACGGAGGUUAUGGCUGGCAGCCCAUUGAAGGGGGUGGUAAUGGCACAAUAUAUGUGGGAGGAGGGUUUGGUGGCAACAAAAACGAAGAUGAAGAAGAUGAGGAGGAGGAUGAAGACGACGAAGAAGAUGAAGAAGAUGAGGAGGAGGAUAAAGACGACGAAGAAGAUGAAGAAGAUGAGGAGGAGGAUGAAGAUGAGGAUGAAGACGACGAAGAUGAUGAUGACGAUGAUGAGGAUGAGGAUGAAGAUGAGGAUGAAGAGGACGAAGAUGAUGAUGAGGAUGAGGAGGAGGAUGAAGAUGAGGAUGAAGAGGACGAAGAUGAUGAUGACGAUGAUGAGGAUGGGGAUGAGGAAGAAGAGAAUGAGGAUGGUGGCGAUGAAAAAAAAGAAUUGGCAAAUGACAUUUAA
This is a messenger RNA of Rodentolepis nana, 468 nucleotides long. The record is from the annotation of a GenBank genome assembly. NCBI's taxonomy places the organism in Eukaryota, Metazoa, Platyhelminthes, Cestoda, Cyclophyllidea, Hymenolepididae.